Molecule: messenger RNA, 4323 nt
Organism: Ziziphus jujuba (common jujube)
Lineage: Eukaryota; Viridiplantae; Streptophyta; Magnoliopsida; Rosales; Rhamnaceae
Product: telomerase reverse transcriptase
Exons: 13
Coding region: 249-4064 (1271 amino acids)
Biological process (GO): telomere maintenance via telomerase
Cellular component (GO): telomerase catalytic core complex
Molecular function (GO): telomerase RNA binding; telomeric repeat DNA binding
Source: RefSeq, a predicted model, not a curated record
CUGAUUACAAGUGGACUAAUCAAAUUGAAACAGAUAUGCAGGCAUUGUUCUAUGUUUUUCAGCCUUUCUGUGUUAGGCCUGAAGCAUUUUUCCCUUGUAUUAGACAGAAUCUGAAGUUGUUAAAAAUGAACAAGGAAAAAGCAAGUUACUCGGAACCGGGUGUAACCCGAACAUAUUGACCCGAACCGAUUAGAUCACACAAAAACUCGUACUUGGAUCGUUUUUUUCCGUCACAUUUUCCCGAGAAAAUGCCCGACAAACGACGGACUCCGGUGAUCCUGCGGAGGAUUUUCCGGGACAGAGCGCGUACAUUAGCCAACACUAUCAUCUCUUUACUUACUCUUCCGUCUCCGUCGGCGGUCACCGAUUGCAGUCACUGCGAGGGUCGGCGCUGCCUCUUCUGCGGUGGAGCUGAGGAGGCCAUCAAUUUCCUUCUCAGACGGAGCGAUCCUUCCGGCUACCGCAAGCUCCUAAACCGUUGCUUCGUCGUCAUCUCGGAAACUGCGCCUCCUAACCCUCACUUCCAACCGUACAACAAUUGGUCUCAGCAUCAGAUAGUGGCAACAACAAUUGAAUUGAUAAAGUGUGAGAAACCUGUAUCUACGAAUGUAAUAAGCAGUGGCUACAACAGGCUUAACCAGUCAAGCCAAAUUGUGGAGCUUUUAACUUCUUCAGCAUGGUGUCUAUUAUUGGAAAGGGUUGGGGACGAAAUUAUGGUUUAUUUGCUAAAGCAUGCAUCAAUAUUUUUGCCACUUCCUCGUAAGAAACACCGUCAGGUGACUGGUCCUCCGAUCGAUAAACUAUGUUUUGACAUGUUGAAGCGUAGAACAGAAUCUAAAAAUCAACAUUCUCAGCUCAUUCCAUGCGGAUCCCAAAAAAAGAGGAAAAGAGAUGAUAAUGGUAAUCCAGACUUGGUGACAGAACAAUUAAGUAGUUCUUUAACUGAUGGUGAAACUUUGAGUUCUAUCACAUGUGUUGGCUGUUGUGAAGGUAGGAGUUGUUUGACAUCAUGCAGCAGGCUUCACGGGGACAAGAACUGCGAAAUGAGUUUAUCUGAAGCAGAUAUGCAGAAACACAAAAAUGGUAUAGUAAACACUGUAGGUAAUUUGGACAAGAAACUAAAACAGUGUUCAAAUCAGACUACUGAAAAGCUUGGAAAGCGUUCAAGACCAUUUAGUUGGCAUCGACGUAGAAAGUGCAGACAAUUAAAUUUUCAAGAAAUCACCGAUCAGGUCCCUUGCACAAGAAUUCUCACCCAUAAGGAUAGUUUUCCUGAGAGGUCUGAGUGGAAAGCCAAUCAGAAUGAUUCCCACGAAAAGAACACACCACAGUGCUGUUGUUUGGUGAUGCAAAUUCCUAGAAAGGUCAACAAAGGGGCUGCAAUAGACAGAAAUUCCUUGUUCUAUAACUUGGAAUUUUCUUCAUCAGCCUUUCCAAGAGAGCAUGUACUUAAUUCUUUAAAGCCAAAUUCUAGUGGUUCAAAGUUUCUUAUUGGGAGUAUCUUUGGCUUACCUGAUGUAAAUAUAAGUCCUCAGUCAAAGCCAUGGUCUCACAAUAGCAGUGUUUCUCCUUGUGGUUCUGCAUGCCUGUAUCAAUCACUGCAUAAAUUGCUUAAGAUUCUCAUUCGCAGGGUUCGGAAUUGCUGUCAUUUAAGAUUAUUGGAUAAGCAUUGUGCUGUUCCAUCAGUGGAUCAGCAUGCUAUUGAAAGUUCAAGCUGUCUUUUCAAGGGAAGUGAGUUUGAGUAUAAGUUUCCAAAGAAAUCUGAGGAUUGUUUCACUAAAUGUUGUGAGGAAUCUCUUCAACCCACUGAUGCUCAGGCUGAGGCAUUAAAAUCUUAUUGCUCAAAAAGUCAGGUGGUGUCAUUUAUAUGGGCUGUUUGUAGAAGCAUAGUUCCUUCAGAUUUACUUGGAACUCCUUCUAAUUCAAGGGUAUUGAGGAGAAAUAUUUCCAAGUUUAUUCAGCUUCGGAGAUUUGAAACUUUUUCCUUAAAGCAGUGUAUGCAUAAAUUGAAAACAUCAAGAUUCCCUAUUCUAUCAAGUAAAGGUUCUUUAUGGUGCUUGAAUAAUCAGGUUCUAGAACAUAUGGAAGUGCAAAGUUUAGACACACAUAGUAGAUCUUCCAGAUUGAAUGAUACCACCCAUAUCAUGAAGCAAAAACUUCUGGAGGGUUGGAUUUAUUGGUUCUUCUCAUAUCUAGUCAAACCAUUAUUGCAAUCUAACUUCUAUAUCACCGAUAGUCAGGAUGGGAAACAAGAUGUCUAUUACUAUAAGAAGUCAGUUUGGAACAAGGUGAUAGAUAGAACCAUCACUUGCUUGAAAGAUGAGAGCUAUUGUUACUUGGACAAUGCAGCUGCUAGAAACAUUAUGAGCAAUAGAUCAUUUGGUUUUUCAAAGCUUAGGCUUUUCCCAAAAGAAAAUGGAGUAAGGUUGAUAGCAAAUCUAAAAGUACCAUCAAAAAUCCCAAAAAAGGAUUUCUAUUUCAAAGAUCAAUCUGGUGGAAAGCAAAGAGGAGCCCAGCUGAGUUCGAAAAUGGUUGAAUUUGAUUAUUUCAAGUCUGUGAAUUCUGUUCUUCGUGAUACACAUGCUGUCCUGAAAGGCAUACAGGUGGAAGAGCAUGGGAAGUUAGGAUCCUCAGUUUUUGAUUACAAUGAUGUCUAUAGAAAGUUAUGCCCAUUUUUAAUUGGUCUGAGGAAUGGGUCAUCUACGAUGCCUGGUGUAUUCAUAGUUGUUUCUGAUGUAUUAAAAGCCUUUGAUACUAUUGAUCAGGAUAAGCUGCUUAGUGUAAUGAAAGACGUCAUAAGCAAGGAUGAAUACAUUUUGAAACAGUCUUAUCAAGUUCUCAGCACAAAGAAAUCUUUCUGGAUUCGAGAGAACCUUGUCUUAAUGGAUCAUAAUAUCAGUUCAAAGUUUACAUAUUCUGUCCCAUUCCAGUCAUCACAUAGCAUCCUUGUUGAUCAGGAGUGCAAUAAGUCAUUGAAGAAGGAAGCGCUCUUUUCAACUCUGAAGGAACAUGUGAAGCGUAAUGUACUGCAAUUGGAUAGCAAAUUCUAUUUGCAAAUUUUAGGUAUAUCACAAGGAAGUGUGCUGUCAUCUCUGCUUUGCUCAUUCUACUAUGGACAUCUGGAGAAGAAUUUGAUCUUUCCAUUUCUUCCAAAAACAAUUGAACCUGGCUUACAAGAUUUAUCAAGAAAUAACAAUCAAGAUACUUUUGUGGUACAGAAUCGCAAGGAAAUAAUUACCUCGUCCUCUUGUAUGCUCCUUAGAUUUAUUGAUGACUAUCUUUUCAUAUCAACCUCAAAGAGGAUGGCUGAAAACUUCUACUUGAGGUUGCAAAGAGGAUUUCAAGCUUAUAACUGCUUUAUGAAUGAAGACAAGUUUUCUACGAAUUUUAAUAUUGGAUGGUUACCGACAAUGCCAUCCAAAAGGGUGUAUGCUGGUGCAGAUGGAAUCUCAUUUCUUCAAUGGAGUGGCUUGCUUAUUAACUGUCGCAGCUUAGAAGUUCAGGCAGACUACACAAGGUAUUUGAAUAACCAUUUAAAGUCAACUCUUACAGUCUCCUGGCAAGACAGACCGGGUUGUAAGUUAAAGGCAAAGUUGUGUCAUUAUCUGAGACCUAAAUGCCAUCCGAUUUUCUUUGAUUCCAAUAUCAAUUCAGAAGGUGUUGUCAGACUAAAUAUCUAUCAGUCUUUUUUGCUGUGUGCAAUGAAGUUCCAUUGUUAUUUCUGUGAACUAUCAUACAUGUGCAAAAUCCACACUAGUUCCUACUUGAAUUUCAUUGAAAACUCCUUGAGUUAUAUGGAAAUGCUGAUAAAGAAAAGGAUGCGUUCUGUUCCUCUUGGUUCUAACAUUCAGCCGAUUCUCCAUUUGGAAGAUGGAGAAGUUGAAUGGCUUGGAUUACAUGCUUAUAUCCAGGUACUGAAAAAAAAACAGUCAAGACAUAAAGAGUUGCUGCCUUUAUUGAAGUCCAAGUUGUUGGCACAUGAGAUAUCUGGGUGUGUAUCCUCUCAGCUAAAGUAUGCAGUUGACAGAUCACACUCUUCUGCUAUCUGGAAAAUCAAGUAUUAGAAGAAAGUUUUACAGGUUGCUAGGCCGAAUUCUUUGAUCAUUUAUCCAUAGAGUUGUAUAGUAUGGUUGGUUUGAGUUUGAAAGAUUAGAAAUAAAAAAUUUAUUUGCUUUGCACUUGAAAAUGAUUUUUAUGUGUUAUACAACUAGUUUGUAUUACUGUUAUGGAAUAAGCUUGAACAUGGUACCUGUGAAAGGCUGAUAUUCAGGCCGAGUAAUCGUUUCUUAAGAACCACCGAGUUUACUUUUGCUUCCAUUAAUA